Molecule: messenger RNA, 1059 nt
Organism: Sparassis crispa
Lineage: Eukaryota; Fungi; Basidiomycota; Agaricomycetes; Polyporales; Sparassidaceae
Exons: 2
Coding region: 1-1059 (352 amino acids)
Biological process (GO): canonical NF-kappaB signal transduction
Source: RefSeq, a predicted model, not a curated record
AUGCCUUCGAGCAAGCUACACCUGAAGCCGACGCCAGCAGAAGAAGCAGAACAUGAGUGGCGAAAGGCUCAGAAAGCGGCACGGAGGGCAGCGAAGAAGAGGCGUCCUAACGAAUACUCCAGCGACGAGGAUGGCCGGGCGAAACGGCGGCGAGCAGAUUCCUCUCAUUCGCAUACCGGGACCACACACAAACAAGCACACGACGAGUAUGGUUUUGACACCGAAGAAGAGUACGGUCCCCCUCCACCCCCUUCUGUUUCCUCCAGCCACCGCGCGCGCAAGCCGGAUUACGACCACAUCUACGCGCAGAUGCAGGAGGAGCGCUUCCGGGAGAAGAUGUGGGGGGCAUUGGAAGAUGACGAGCGCUUGGACGCGGUCGAGUCGCGCUUAAACGCGUAUGCGCAUGUACCCAGGAGGUGGCGAGGCGGAGGCAUGGACCGGAUGGAUGACGACGCAGACAUAAACCCACAGAUGAUGGAGGAUGAGGACUACGCGGAGUGGAUCAGGGCGGGGAUGUGGAGGAAACAGCAUGCUGCAGACCAUGCAGAACAAACUCGCAAGGAGGCCGAGAAGGCUGCUCGUCGAGCAUAUGAAGAGGCUAUCAGAGAAGAAACUUCUAGGCUGGAGAAGGCAGCGGAAGAAGACAGAAUGCGACGGAAGAGAGGUAGAGACCGCAAGCGCGAGGCAGAGGCGAGGGAGCAGUACAAUGCUCAGUGGAAAAAGCUGCUUGAAGCGGGUGAACCACUGCACCAGCAAAUCGGGUUCUCGGACGUUCCGUGGCCCGUCAUGAAGACAGGAGACGCGAUGUCUGUUGCAGACCUGUCACUGCAGGCAAUUUCGACGUUCUUGGUACCCGCUGAAGGGCGUGACCAAGAAGUAGAUGCCGAAACUGUCAAGAGACGCAAGGACAGGCUUCGUGAGACCAUGCUACGUUUUCAUCCGGACAAAUUCGAGGGUCGGAUAAUGGUACGAGUGCGAGAAGCGGAUAGAGAGAAGGUCAGAGAGGCUGUUGGAGUGGUUGUGCGAAUUGUCAGCGAGUUGAUGGGUGGGGGAAAGUGA